AUGGACUUCGUAAAAGAACUCAAGAGCAGCCAAGACUACAUGAACAACGAGUUGACCUAUGGAGCACACAACUAUGACCCAAUCCCCGUUGUCCUCAAGAGAGGAAGUGGCGUUUUUGUAUAUGAUAUCGAGGAUAGGAGGUACUAUGACUUCUUGUCGGCAUACUCAUCCGUAAACCAAGGCCACUGCCACCCCAAUAUCCUUAAUGCAAUGAUAAAUCAAGCCAAAAAAUUAACAAUAUGCAGUAGAGCAUUUUUUAGUGAUUCCCUCGGUGUGUGCGAAAGGUACUUGACAACCUUAUUUGGCUACGACAAAGUCUUAAUGAUGAACACAGGAGCAGAGGCCAACGAAACAGCAUAUAAAAUGUGCAGAAAAUGGGGAUAUGAAGUGAAAAAAAUUCCCGAAAAUCAAGCGAGAAUAAUUGUGUGUAAUAAUAACUUUUCUGGAAGAACAUUAGGAUGUGUGUCAGCUUCUACUGAUAAGAAAUGUAAAAACAAUUUUGGUCCCUUCGUUCCAAACUUCCAAAAAGUUCCCUAUGAUGAUUUGGAAGCAUUAGAAGUCGAACUACAGGACCCAAAUGUGUGUGCAUUUGUUGUUGAGCCAAUCCAAGGAGAAGCUGGAGUUAUCCUUCCAUCCGAUGGCUACUUCAAAGGAGUGGAAAGAUUGUGCAAAAAAUAUAAUGUCCUCUUUGUAGCCGAUGAGGUACAAACAGGAUUAGGAAGAACGGGAAAAUUGUUAUGUACUCAUCAUUAUGAUGUGAAGCCUGAUGUGAUUCUUCUUGGUAAGGCCCUUUCAGGAGGUCAUUACCCCAUUUCAGCUAUUUUGGCUAACAAUGAUGUUAUGUUGGUGUUGAAGCCAGGUGAGCAUGGAUCUACCUACGGAGGUAACCCCCUUGCUGCGGCUAUUUGUGUAGAAUCGCUCAACGUUUUAAUUAAUGAGAAGCUUAGCGAAAAUGCAGAAAGGUUAGGUGGACCAUUCUUAGAGGCAUUAAAGAGAGAACUGAAAGAUAGCAGAAUCGUUCGUGAGGUUAGAGGACGAGGUUUACUCUGUGCUAUUGAAUUCAAGAAUGACCUCAUCAACGUCUGGGACAUCUGCUUGAAAUUUAAGGAAAAUGGACUCAUCACUAGAUCUGUGCAUGACAAGACCGUUCGAUUGACACCACCACUUUGCAUCACCAAGGAACAGCUCGAUGAAUGUUUGGAAAUUAUUUCCAAGACCGUUAAAUAUUUUGACGAUAGGUUGUAG
Molecule: messenger RNA, 1245 nt
Organism: Plasmodium knowlesi strain H
Lineage: Eukaryota; Apicomplexa; Aconoidasida; Haemosporida; Plasmodiidae
Product: ornithine aminotransferase, putative
Exons: 1
Coding region: 1-1245 (414 amino acids)
Cellular component (GO): cytoplasm
Molecular function (GO): identical protein binding; L-ornithine transaminase activity; pyridoxal phosphate binding
Source: RefSeq, a predicted model, not a curated record